Vespa mandarinia (Asian giant hornet) is the source of this 4712-nucleotide messenger RNA. RefSeq lists its product as uncharacterized. Gene Ontology annotation, cellular component: plasma membrane. Gene Ontology annotation, biological process: stabilization of membrane potential; potassium ion transmembrane transport. Lineage: Eukaryota; Metazoa; Arthropoda; Insecta; Hymenoptera; Vespidae. The record is from RefSeq and is a predicted model, not a curated record. Gene Ontology annotation, molecular function: potassium ion leak channel activity; outward rectifier potassium channel activity.
UUUACUUCGUGUUAGUGCAUACUCUGGUUGCGUGGUCUAUCCUUUCGAAUUGUCAAAUGCGAGCAUCGUUUUGACGUUUCUAAAGAAACGCUUUUUUACCUUCUUUUUCUACCGUUUCUAUUGUAUUUUUUGUCUCUUCUUCUUUUUCCUUUUCUUCUUCUUUUUCUUCUUCUUCUUAUUCCUCAUUUUCAAUGGACAAGUGUUGGAGUUCGUUCGAAUUGAAUUUUUAAUAUUGUACCUUUUAAUUUUUUUGGUGACCAUUUUAUCUGUCGCUUUUCACUUUAAUAAAUGAUCGAGAACGAGGGUGUUAGAGAUAGAUAGAUAGAAGAGGAUUAGAAAGAUGGUGCAAAUUAUCGGAUCGAUUUGUGCGUGUGUGAACUCACAGUGAAACAUUCUGUGCGUGUUUUGAAAAUUUUAUGACUGGUGAAUUCCUUUGAAAUCCAUUUCAAAUAGUGAAACGUCGAACUAAUUUCAAUUAUCGUCGUGAUAUCUGAAAAAAAGACAGUGUUACUGCGAUGUCAAAGUGACUGUGAUAAACUUUCGAGAUAUUUCGAUAUUUUUACUCCGGCUGAAUUGAUCGAUUGACUUACUAACUGACUGACUAACUAACUGAUUGACUGAACUUUAGAGUUUCUUUUUUUAAUGAGUGAGCAAUGAGAGAACGUGUCGGAUAAAAGCAACGUCGUAAAAACAACGGAUAAUCCAAGACUCUGAAGUUCAUUGAAAGGGAAGGAAGAAAGACGGAGAUUUCUCGUGAGAAAAGGUCGAAAUUGAAAAGCAUCGGGGUUCCCAUCAGCGUAUAUCAAAUUUUUCCCAGUAGAUUCAUCUCAAUAAAGAUCAUCGAUCAAAAUUGACUUUAAUAAAAUCCAUUCGAAACGCAUCGGGUGGCAAGAACGAAAAAUGAAGAAAAUAUCUUGGCUCGUUUCGUACGAUCGAUCAUCCACGUUCCUUAGGUCGAAUCUUGAAACGACAAUCUCAUCCAGUCGAUUGAGUCUCGUCGAGCAACGUAAUAAGAAUCUCGGUGUUAGCGAUAAGAGAAAGGAUAGGAAGCGGCUUGCUAAAGAAAUAUUUUUAAGGGAAUCUCAGCUAAAACGUAGAAUAUAAAGUGGAUUUGUUGAUGAGAACGGCAGAAUGCGAUAAAGAUAAAUAGAGGAAAAGUCAGGGAGAGAGAGAGAGAGAGAGAGAGAGAGAGAGAGAGAGAGAGAGAGUUAUGUACGUAUAACAAAAAAAAAACAAAACAAAAAAAAGAAACAGAAAAAAGAAAGAAAACAGAAAACGAACGUCCAAAUGGACGUCGAAAAAAUAAAUGAUUUACCGUAUAUCACGGCUAAAGGAAAUAUCGAAGUUAGGUUAAAAAAAUUUUAACACCGAUAAUAUCGUAAAACUUUUCCAAAUCAUGUUAUUUAUGAUAUAUUCGAUAAAAAAAAAAGAAAACUACUGGGAAAGAUACGUACGACGAUGGUAUGAACGUUUCAUUAAUAGAAAGAAUUAUUAAUCGAUAUGAAACGAGAAUUAUUCUUUUUUUUUUUUUAAAUCCUAUUUAAAACAUUUAAUCCCAAGUCAAUAAUUCGUGGAAAAUAUUAUAUACAUGAACGCCACGCGGAAAAUAGCGUGAAAAACAGAAUAAAAUAUGAUAGAGAUUCUCGAUUCCUUGACGAGAAUAAGAUUCCAUAGAAAGAUUUAGACGGAAUAAAAGAUAGAUAUAUAGACGGAGAAAGAGAAAGAGAAAGAAAAAAGGAAAUAAACUUGAAGGAAAAAGGAGAUUUAUGAUAACUACGAUUUUAAAAAGGAUUUACAUACCGUCGUCAUUUCAUUUUCUUUUUUUCUUUUUUUUCUUUUUCUUUUGUUUUCUUUCCCUUUACCUAACUAACAUUUAUGUAAGAUAUUCCAUUCGUAAAAUAAUAAAAUCGAUAUAAUACGACAAAUGAUUCUAUCUAUGGGAAUAAAUCUCGAGGAAUUAUAUAUUAUCAUCGUCAAAUGUCUUUUUAUGAGAAUAAUAAAAAUAAGUAGGUGAUCCUUUGAUAAAGGAAGGAGAAAAAGGCUGGUGGGAGAAUGGAGAAAGACAACGUUAGACAUUAUAGGGCUUACGAGGGUUUUAAGCCGGCCAAUAAUGGCAACACCUCGUCCCUUAAAAGAACAACGUCGGAUCAUCCAAAAACUUUGCAUCCAUCGAGGCAAGUUAGAUGUUUAUGCUUCGGUGGUAUACCAGACAAGGCCAGCCAACAAUCCUUCCUAAAGGGUUUCGCCAUAAAUCUUGGUAUAUGCGCAUUAAUGGUCGCUUAUACGUUACUCGGAAGUUUCAUAUUCCUUGCAAUUGAGGGUGGUACCGAUUCUACGGACAAUGUUGGAAUACACCGAGCCUUGGCAACCAUUGCCGUUAGCAGUCAAUCUAAUAAAAGGAUUAAUAAUACAGCAUGGAUGAUAAAGGCAAAUAACGAAGCACGCGCUAAAACCGUCGAAAAUAUAUGGGUACUAACGGAAAGCUUGAACAUUCUCUACCGUGAAAAUUGGACGAGAUUGGCAGCCCAAGAGAUCGCAAGGUUUCAGGAUCAACUGGUGAAAAGGAUCAUGGACGACAUGAUAGCGACUCAGAAUACUGGCACGUACACUGUUAGUAAUGGUGUAAACGGCGAUACUGGUACGCACACCGGUAGUAACAGUGCAAGCGGCGAUAGUGUCACGGAACGACGAAUACCCGAAUACGAGUGGAACUUCGCCAAGGCGUUUCUAUACUCUUUAACAGUACUGACUACUCUAGGCUGUGGCAGUAUAGCACCUAAGUCAACGUGGGGUAAACUUGCCACCAUGGGUUACGCCAGUCUAGGUAUACCCUUGACGAUAGUCUACUUGUCAAAUGCCGGAGGUCUGUUGUCCAGGUGCGCCAGGGGUGUUUUUACCCGGGCUCUUUGUUGCUGCCUUUGUUCGAACUGCGGCUAUUGUUGUUACGACGAGAGACGAAUGCAGGAGAAAGAGAGACGUAUGCGAAGAAAGAGGCAACAGGAAGAAUUGGCGCAGCAACAGCAACAGCAACAACUGCAGUUACAGGAACCAUUUUAUGUGCGUGCUAAUUCGUCGACGUUUACGAGUACAGUUGAAAUCAAAGCUAGCCCGAAGGAUGAGGUAUCCAGUCUUGGAUCUGGUGACAGACCUAAUGUGACCAUAUUGGCACCCAUUAGCAUUUGUCUUGGUGCUAUGCUCUGCUAUAUCGUUGCGGGAGCAUUUACUCUUCACAAGUUGGAUGGUUGGACCUUCGUAGACGCAAGUUAUUUCUGCUUCAUGAGCUUAAGCACCAUUGGAUUCGGAGACAUGGUGCCGGGUUCUUAUCCUCAUAAUAAUCCAUCCUCAUCGCGAAACGCAACGAUUUGGUUUUGCUCUUGUUAUAUAAUGUCGGGCAUGGCAUUGACGGCAAUGUGCUUCAAUAUUUUACAUGACGAGAUCGUUCAUCGAUUUUGUCAUCAAAAUGAAAAACAAGAACCAGUUAAGGCAAGCUCGAGCGUUGACGAGCUAUCAACCGAUCCCUUUGCUCUGACUUCGUGACAAUUUCCGUCCGGUAAUCUGUGCCAUAGAAAUGGUACAGAGGAGACGAAUGUAUGCGCCACGGAAACACCUACUAAUAUAUUCGCCCAUGAGAACGAGAUCAAUAUUCUGAAGGAUUCCUUUAAUCAGGUUGAUGUCACUAGAGACUGCAAACCGAUCUUGAAGUUGGAGGAUCACGUGCCACCGAUCGCAGCAGUUUACAUGCUACCGAAGGUAGACGAGGAGACAGAGGAGAACACUGAAAUGUAAAAAUGUCUCCUAGAUGUCCCUUCGAAUGUGUCCCCAAAGCGAAAUUCCACGAUGGAACUUUCGAGUUUCCGAACUUUUGGGAUGGAUAGUUAACUAUCUCUCUCUGUCUCUCUCUCUGUCUCUCUCUCUCUCUCUCUCUCUCUCUCUCUGUCUCUAUAUCUCUAUCUCUAUCUCGUUUUCUCUAAUUCACUCCCUAUCUGUCUCAUUUCUCGACAAGGAAACAACAUCAUAAAUGUGUGUGUGUGUGUGUGUGUGUUCGCGUGUCUGCUGCUGCUGUGUAUGUCUCUCUGUGUAUGAAAGAGAAAGAGUAGAGAAAGAGAGAGAGAGAAAGAGAUGGAUAGAGAAGAGAUAAAGGUAGAUUUGCUUUGUUACAUCGAUUGUAGUUUCCCUUGGAAGAUAUAUCUAGGAUUUUUCAAGGAACCCAAUAAUACUACGAAGCUCGAGAUUCUUUUGAUUCGAUCAUUCGUUUUAAAUGGAUUCUAUAAAAGUGCUGACUAUGUACGUUUUAAUAGAAACACGUCCCUGAUUCAAAAUUAAGAAUGGUGAUGGGUGUCGACAAAUUUCUCUCUUCAUUGAGAAUAAAGAUACAUUGUAUUAUACGUAUGUCACUGUAUAGACGAGCGAAGUGAGAUAAUAUAUAUAUGUGUGUGUGUGUGUGUUAAAUGAUCAAACAUGGAUUUGACUUACUUUCUCGUGCGAAUAACAAACCAUCCGCCAAUUAUUAUGGCUCUCGAUUUCGAAUGAUUCACAUGAAUACGACAUUAUGUUCACGAUACAAUUCGAACGACGAGUCUUAAUUAAUUUUAUUAAUAUAACUUUAUAUCGGUUCUAUAUAUCAGAGAUGGAAAACGUAAUUUCUCAAAAUCUAUUUAGCUAUCGUGUUAAUUAACGCUAUACUUUUGGUUUAUUUAUAUUAUAUUAUAAUA